Molecule: messenger RNA, 1912 nt
Organism: Sesamum indicum (sesame)
Lineage: Eukaryota; Viridiplantae; Streptophyta; Magnoliopsida; Lamiales; Pedaliaceae
Gene: QPT
Product: quinolinate phoshoribosyltransferase
Biological process (GO): quinolinate catabolic process; NAD+ biosynthetic process
Cellular component (GO): cytoplasm
Molecular function (GO): nicotinate-nucleotide diphosphorylase (carboxylating) activity
Source: RefSeq, a predicted model, not a curated record
CGGAUCGCUGUCCCGCAGUCGCCCGUUUCUGCGCACACAUAAACGAAGCUUCUCUGUUUGGAAAGUCGAGCAAAUUAUUAAUAAACAAGCAAAAACCCAUAAAAUCAACGAAAUGUCCAGGGCCAUUUCCCUCUUCCCAGGUUUAUCUUUCACGCCCUUCAGCAGAAGAUUGGUUGUGAAAAUGUCAGCAACAGCUACCAGAAAUGUGGGAAUUCCAGCUGGGUCCCUUGUGGUGAAGCCUCCGGCGCACCCCACUUAUGACCUCAAGAGUGUUAUUCAGUUGGCACUCUCCGAGGACGCCGGAGAUCGAGGGGAUGUGACAUGUCAAGCAACAAUUCCUGUUGAAAUGGAAGUGGAAGCUCAUUUUCUGGCGAAGGAGGAUGGAAUUGUGGCCGGCAUUGCACUGGCAGAAAUGGUGUUUAAUGAGGUUGAUCCUACACUUAAGGUGGAAUGGUACAGAAACGAUGGUGAUAGUGUGCACAAAGGCUUACAAUUUGGAAAAGUACAUGGAAGGGCACACAGCAUUGUUGUGGCUGAAAGGGUUGUUCUUAACUUUAUGCAGAGAAUGAGUGGAAUAGCAACUCUAACUAAGGCCAUGGCAGAUGCUGCACGUCCUGCCUACAUUUUAGAGACUAGGAAAACUGCUCCAGGUUUACGCUUGGUGGAUAAAUGGGCGGUGCUGAUAGGUGGGGGUCAGAAUCAUAGAAUGGGUUUAUUUGAUAUGGUCAUGAUAAAAGACAAUCAUAUCUCUAUCGCUGGAGGUACUGCAAACGCCCUGAAAGCUGUGGACGACUAUUUAGAGCAAAAUAAUCUUCAAAUGGGUGUCGAGGUUGAAACCAGGACUCUAGAGGAAGUAAAUCAAGUACUACACUAUGCAUCCACAACAAAGACGGCUUUGACCAGGAUAAUGCUGGACAAUAUGGUUGUCCCCUUGUCCAAUGGGGAUGUGGAUAUAUCCAUGCUUAAAGAGGCGGUGGAAUUAAUUGAUGGGAGGUUUGAGACUGAGGCAUCUGGAAAUGUCACCCUUGACACUGUAAACAAGAUUGGACAAUCUGGAGUGACCUACAUUUCUAGUGGCGCACUGACCCAUUCUGUUAAAGCACUUGAUAUUUCCUUGAAAAUCGACACCGAGCUUGCACUGGAAGUUGGAAAGCGCACAAAACGAGCAUGAUGUUCCAUCAUGUCAACAUGAGUUUCUUUAGGUUCUGUUCACACAAAGUAGAUGAACGCUAUCCACCCUUUGUUGGUGACCACCCAAGUAGUCGAACAUGCUAAUAAUUUAUAAGAUUAUGAGCUUUGAUCCGAAAGAGAAUUUUCUGACAAAUAAGUCAGAGAGCUUAUAUUGCAUAUUCAGGCUAUGCAAGUAUGCUAUUGAUACCUCCAUAUGUGUGAAAUUUGCGCUAUUCAUAACUUUGGAAAUGGUAUGCUGGGAUAAGUGCUCUUCUGCAGUCAUUAUGGGGAGCUCUUGACUAGAUCGAGUCCUGGGGGAUGAUCAACCAACCUCCGUAUAUGGGAUUCUGAGUGCUGCAAUGAUCAAUGUCCUCUCCUCAAUAUAGGGAAUCUAAGUUGGAUGCUGUAUAGACAGCUCCGUCAGGCUUUUGCCCAUUGCGGAAAGGCGGCCACGGGUCACAACGCACUCUUCGCACAACAAAUCCACUUUGAAGUUGACUUAUUCGGCCAACCGUGGGAAUGUGUACGAGAUACCAUAAGGGCCUAAUAUCUCAAUAGCACCUCAGGGUGUGAUUGUUCCUGAACUCAUUAAGUUAAUCCGGUGCUGGUUAUGGAUCUGACAAAUGUUCAACACGAAGGGUCAUAAUGAUGUCGAUGUAUUGUAUUGAAUGACUUAUCUGCAAUGUUGAAUGUCCAAUGAAUCAAUUAAGUUACACUGCAAUGAAGCCGCAAGUGCUAAAUA